Messenger RNA from Paraglomus occultum, 813 nucleotides. The record is from the annotation of a GenBank genome assembly. Lineage: Eukaryota; Fungi; Glomeromycota; Glomeromycetes; Paraglomerales; Paraglomeraceae.
AUGGAUAAAAUUCACGAAUACUUCUUUAAUCGAAAAUAUGUGGAAUGGAAAAUCCUUGACUUUUUGACAGAGUGCGAAGAACGUUAUUUCAAAAAGAAGAUAGACUUGUACAUAAAAUCACUUAAAAACAUUAUUAAAUCUGAUAUGCGAAAGACAAAGCGAGAAAAAGCACGUACACUAUUAGAUCGGUAUAAGAAGGCAAUAUUGAUCCCGUUGGGGCACUGGCGAACUUCUCGUUUCUUUUGUCGGAUGUUCAAGACUUCUUGUCGACCUGAUGGGAUGGGACGAAAUCAGAUGAAGAAUUGUGAAGGCGGUACUCGGCCUGACCGUCGGGAAGCAAGAACAUGGAGGGAAGAGUGUAAUCGUAAAAAGUGUGCGCCAUCAGUUCACAUUGAGACCAACCAUGGGAAUGUAAGCGGGACCACUAACGGUGGGACCUUUUUUGCUGGAUUAGAGAGAGAUAAGUCAAAGAAAAGAAAAUAUCAAGAAAAUUCCUCAGAGGAUGCUAACUCCGACGAGAGUAUACCCGAGAAAAAAAGACAAUCUGUUUCGAAUAUCCGAUCUUUCAAUGAGGCUAAUGAAAUCGUUAAGGAUACUAUAUUGAUCACAGACCGAAUGUUUACAGAACGAAAAGAAGAAAUGGUCUACAACCCGAUUGAAACGGAAUUGACUCCAAAUGAAAAAAAAGAGACCUUGAUCAAUACACAUGAUGAGGAUAUCAUUGACAAUAUCGUAUUACGUGAUAUGUAUCUCGAUACACAACGGGAAAUCCGUGGCCGUAUCUCGCAAAAGGAUGCAAGUUCACCAUUCUGA